CAGUGAACAAGAGAGAAAGAAAAAUAGAUAAAAUUAAAAAGAGAAAAUAAAAUAUACACACAUUGACAACAAUCAUAAACGUGUGUGUGUAAUAUUACCAAACUCUUGAGAAACAAAAAAAAUAAAAAAAAAAGAAAUUGGCUAUGAAUUUUGUUUUUCUUUAUCUAGCCAAAAUGAAUAAAUAAUUAAAUAAAAAUAUCAAGUUCAAUGUGGCAAUAUAUAUUUAAUCAAAGUACCCAACAAGUUCCUUGAAUCUUGUGUCCUUGUUCCCUCCAUUUUUUUCAACAUCAAGUAUCCUUAGUUUUUUUUUUUUAUUUGUUGCCUUUUUUUUUUGCUUCAGUAUUUCAUUCCUUCCCCCAAGCUAUUCCAACAACCGACCAACGACAUUGACAUCCGACAUCGUAGUGAAUUAAAUAAAAAUAAAUAAAAAAAAUUUUGAUGCGCGGGUAAUAACUGUGUGAUAAAAAAAAAAAAAGGAAAAAAGGAAAACAUAUUAAAAUAAAAUAAUACACAUAAACCGCAUAAAAGAAAGACGACCACCAUACAUCCUCGUCAUCAUCAUUAUCAACGACAACGUCAUCGUUAAUUUGGAUUUUGGAACAACGAGAAUCAAGUUAUCAAUAACUUGAUACAUAUGUACAUCCGGGCCUGUGAUUAAAAAAAAUAUUAAAAAAAAAAAACUUCAAGGAUUACACUGGGACAAAUAAUAAUAACAAAAGGAUUAUAAUUUUUUUUUUUUUUUUUUAAAUUUUAUAAACAAUUAUAAUGGCAAAGACAUAUGAUUAUUUAUUUAAAUUAUUACUCAUUGGAGAUUCUGGAGUUGGAAAAACUUGUGUACUCUUCAGAUUUUCUGAAGAUGCUUUCAACACAACUUUCAUCUCUACAAUUGGUAUUGACUUUAAGAUACGAACAAUAGAACUUGAUGGAAAAAAAAUUAAGCUACAAAUAUGGGACACUGCAGGACAAGAAAGAUUCAGAACCAUAACAACAGCUUAUUAUCGUGGAGCAAUGGGAAUAAUGCUUGUUUAUGAUGUAACAAAUGAAAAAAGUUUUGAAAAUAUAAAAAAUUGGAUUCGUAAUAUUGAAGAAAAUGCCUCGGCAGAUGUUGAAAAAAUGCUUUUAGGUAAUAAAUGUGAAUUAGUUGAGAGAAGAGCUGUAUCAAAAGAGAGAGGUGAUCAAUUAGCUGUUGAAUAUGGUAUUAAAUUUAUGGAAACAUCAGCUAAAUCAAGUAUCAAUGUUGAAGAAGCAUUUUAUACACUUGCACGUGAUAUUAAAGCUAAAAUGGAAAAAAAAUUGAAGGAAGCAUCAAAUCCACCAAAAAGUGGAGGUAAUGUUUUGAGAAUGUCAGAGCAAACAAGAAAGCCACAAAAUUGGUUGUCAAGAUGUUCUAUACUUUGACCUUUCAUCUUCAAGGCUACACUAUCAACUGAUCAUAAAUUUUUUUUUAACAUUUCAAAUUUGAUUUUGAAGAUUAAUAUAUCAUCGAAUCACAGUUCACGGUGUUAUUCAAGUCCUUGAGUGUUGAGAUGACACACAUCGCAACAGAACAAAUUGAAUAAAUUUAAAAAAAAUACUAAAUUAAAAUCAAAUGUGAUUCUCAAUAUGAUUUGUUUUUUAAUAUGGAAAAAAAGAUAGAAAAUGAAAAAAAAAAAAAAAAAAAAAGAUUAAAACAUAAUCGUUUAGUUAUUAUUUUUCAAAACAAUUAAAAAAAAAAUCGGGAACACAGGGGGAAUGGUUGCCGUUGACCAAAUCCACUCUUGCACAGUACUCUUUUUAUGAUUAAUAUAGCGGUAAUAAAAUCUCUUGCAAAAUAGUAAUAAGAAUAAAUAAAAAAAUAAAAAAUUUAAUUAAAAAUACAAUCUAUUUGACAAUGUAACCGUAAUUUUGUAAUAUUUUUUUUUGUUUUUUUGAUUAAACUUUACGGUUUUUUGUAAAGUAAAAAAAACAAAAAACAAAUUAAACAAGUUGAUUUUUCCUUAUUAAAGGUACAUCUCACGAACUAAUUAAUAAGAUAAUAUUUUUUUUACAAUAAUUUAAUAACACCUGCUAAUUGAGAGAAUAAUUAAGAGAAAAAAAAAAUUAAUAUUCUCUCAUUUAUCAUGUAAAUUAAAUUAUAUAAAAAAAAAGAAAAAUUCUUUGAUAAUAUAUUCAAGGCCGGAAAUUGUAAAAUCUUUGUGUUUUUUAAAUUUUAUUAUAGAUGUUUUUUUUCCACAAAAAAAAGUUGGAACAAUAGUUAAUAUUUCAUAGUUAAUUAACAGAAUUAUUAUUAUUUUUUUUUUUCGUUAAUAUUAGAAUAAGCAAUGUUUGACGGUGAAAAAAUCAACACGAUAAAAUUGAAAUUUCGACUGUACAGACGCGUUUUGUGUUGAUUUUUUAAAUUUGCUUUUUCAUUCUGCAAAAUGUAUCUCGUUUCAAACAUGCAAAAAAAAUAAAUGAC
Aphidius gifuensis is the source of this 2437-nucleotide messenger RNA. RefSeq names its product ras-related protein Rab-8A-like. NCBI's taxonomy places the organism in Eukaryota, Metazoa, Arthropoda, Insecta, Hymenoptera, Braconidae. Bases 766 to 1398 code for a protein of 210 amino acids. Gene Ontology annotation, cellular component: trans-Golgi network transport vesicle; plasma membrane; endosome. Gene Ontology annotation, biological process: regulation of exocytosis; protein localization to plasma membrane; protein secretion. The transcript has 7 exons. The record is from RefSeq and is a predicted model, not a curated record. Gene Ontology annotation, molecular function: GTP binding; GTPase activity.